AUGUGGUCGAUCAACGACGGCGCAGCUCUGAAGAUCGUGGAGGAAGCGUAUACGCACCAUUUCAGGACCCUUGACUCGGAGCUCCAGCCUGAUAGCAGAGAUGCUGCGUUUGCGUGGUACAACAUCAUCCGGAGAUUGCGCGAGGGGCCCGAGUUCCAUAUCUUCACGUCGGGCUACGAGCGCAUUCUCCAAAGUUUUGAACUGCUGCUGCUGGCCGGCGCACGUGAACUGCGUUCCAACCGAGACGUGCAUGCCCUUGUGUCACGCCAUACACAGUCGCAUUGGACUUCGUCAGUGUCCAGAUGA
Messenger RNA from Sparassis crispa, 306 nucleotides. RefSeq lists its product as hypothetical. Bases 1 to 306 code for a protein of 101 amino acids. The record is from RefSeq and is a predicted model, not a curated record. The transcript has a single exon. Lineage: Eukaryota; Fungi; Basidiomycota; Agaricomycetes; Polyporales; Sparassidaceae.